AUGCAAGCAUCUGUUUCAAACCUCAUUACUCAGUUUACUGAGGAUGUGUUCACAAAAGAAGACAGGAUCUGCCAGCAGUCUUGGUGCCAAGCUCUGAUAUGCAAGGGCAAGCCUUGCCUCUAUGUUGUUUCCUAUGAUCCUGCUCAGCCUGGUAAAUUCAUCUGUGAAGUGUGUCAUAGGUGGUACAAGAACAAACCUGCCACCAUAGCUUGGGCACAAAACACCAAUGCAUUACCUGAUCCACAGUACAUACAUCAGUCCAUAAGCACUGCACAGUCACGAGCUUCGGUCAACCCCCCUGCCAUCAUGGCCAUGUCAAAUGCUGCUCCAAACCUCGGCAACUUGGCAAUGCUGAUGCCUCCACUGCCAAUGCCAACUGCUCAUCACAACUCCAAGUUUUUCCCUGCUGGUCCAAGUGUCCAAGUGCCAUCCGCUUGGCAGGACAUCCCUCGGCCAGCAAACCCUCCAGCAAAUGCUGCAUCAGGCCACAUGAUCACGCUGCCACCUGGCUCCACUGGUUAUAGCGCACAUCAUGUGCAUUAUGCAGCUCAACAUGAAUGUUGGGCAUGCAUGGCUCACAAUCUGCCUCCCACAGAGACAAUCUCCUUAGAAAUAUGGGCAGUCUUCAGAGCUGGGGGCAAAAAGAAGAAUCUGCAAGCAAACAACAUCAGGAGUAUCUGUGAGGGGCUGAAAGAUGUUGAUGCACUGAGCACUGCACAUGAACUUUCGGCCAUAGCACUUGGCAUUUUGGUACUGCGCAUCAAAGAUUACUGCCCACAGUUUCCCUGGCGAGAGGAGGAAUUCUUCAUCCAUGACAGUAAAUGGGUUGACCUUUCCAGACAUUCAAGCCCAACAGCAUACUUUUAUGGUGACUGUCUCCAUGACAGCAAUCAGAAAGGAUCAAAAGCGAAGGUUUUUAAAUCAAAACAGUUCAUGUUAUUCAUCAUUGUACCUGUGAAUCAAUGGGAAGAAUUUGAAGAAUUUCGAGAGAAGCUCCACUCUAGCCCACCUGCCCACGAACAGCAGACAUCUCGGGCCAGCUUGAGCACUUCUCUCCCUGGUUCUACGGCCUCGAUGCUGGUUGUACCUUGGAGCACGAUGAUUUCUGAGCCAUCCACUCUUUCUUUCUCCAAGGGAGUGGUUUCUACGAUGUCAAGUAGCAUGUUUGAUCGCCCAAUCUCACACGAUGUGGCACAUCUUCAGGAUGGAGAAAAGUUUGUCCAGCGGUUCUACUCCCCUUCUGCCCCAGAAGAGAUCUGCGAAAACUUUCUUGUCCCCCAACCGCAAUCAAAUCAAGAAAGCAUUACAGUCUGGGGGGCCUCCAAAUUCAAUGUAAAGACAGAAAGUCAUACAAGUGGACUUUUACCUCAUCCCGACCCGUGA
Messenger RNA from Pisolithus orientalis, 1383 nucleotides. RefSeq lists its product as uncharacterized. The coding region runs from base 1 to 1383 and encodes 460 amino acids. Lineage: Eukaryota; Fungi; Basidiomycota; Agaricomycetes; Boletales; Pisolithaceae. The record is from RefSeq and is a predicted model, not a curated record. The transcript has 6 exons.